UGUCAGCAACAACAAUCAACGUGAGCGAGCAGUGUUACGAGCACACAGAGCAGUUAUGGACUGGAUUGUUGUGAGCGAAUGAAUUGAUGAUGAGCGAGGGUCGCAUGGAAGAUGGCAAGGACGAAGACGAUGGGGGUAGCGGGGGCAUGGUGGUUGUGGUGCUGGGCUGCACUGGCGUUGGGAAGACGAAGCUGUCCAUUGCGUUGGCACAGGAGCUGGACGGCGAAGUCAUCAACUGCGAUGCCAUGCAGAUGUACAAAGGGCUGGACAUCAUCACGAACAAGGCGACGCCGGAAGAGAUGAGCAACGUGCCACACCACCUGUUGGGGAUGCUGCCACCCUUGGCGGAGAGCAACGUCGUGGAGUUCAACCAGCGGGCUCAGCGCGUGAUCACGAGGCUGCACCAGCAGAACAAGAUGCCCAUCUUGGUUGGCGGCACACACUACUACAUCGAGACUGUGCUGACAGCUGCGGCCAGCGCUGGCCCACCCAAGGACGCGCCGCAACAGACGGCCCACUCUACACCGCAGGCGGAUCGGGUCGCCUCACUGAGCGACGAGGAAGCCUACGUCACACUCAAGACAGUGGACCCCAUCAUGGCCCAGCGGCUGCAUCCACACGACCAGCGCAAAGUGCGACGGGCGUUGACGGUGUUCUACGAGACGGGGCGUCGCCAGAGCGACGUGAUCAAGGAGCAGUCACAUCGCCGCUCCCUCUUGCGCCACACACCAUGCCUCUGCUUCUGGAUUGAUGCGCAGCAGGAUGUGCUUGAUGCCAGGUUGGAUGCGCGCGUGGAUAGCAUGGUGGCUGGCGGAUUGUUGGAGGAGGUGCUCUCGUUCCUCCACUUUCUCCAGCAGCACCCCGCACAGCCACAACCGCAGGAAACACAAUCACAACGGGCGCACAGCUACUCACAGUCACACUUGCAGCCGCAGGCACAGCCACACGAAUCACAGCCAGCAUCGCAAGCCCGUUUGCGGCAGCCAAGUGACCAUGAUGAUUGUGAUGAUGGUGAUGAUGGUGAUGAUGGUGAUGAUGGUGAUGAUGGUGAUGGGGGUGGUACGGCGAAGAAGGCAAAGCAAGAAGAGAGGAGACAUGUUGUAACUGAAGUGGGAGAGACGCAAGAGGGAGAAGGGAGCCUGCAGCAAGCGGCGGUGAUGAAGGUGACUGACGACCGGCAAUUGCAGCACCACACCGCCCUGGGCGACGACAGGUUUGAGCACGGGCUGUUGCAGGCGAUUGGUCUCAAGGAAUUCCGACCGCUGUAUCACGCGUUGAUAGCCGCUGGAUGGCAGCCAGAGGCGCACACGCAGCGAGCAGGAGCGGCUAAGCGCGCAGCAGCGAUGAUGGAGCAAGCAACCACGACACCGGUAACAACGGUACCAGCAGCAACAGCGGUAACAGCAGCAACACCGCAAACAGCUGCGCCCACAACAGCUGCAACAACAACAGAGCAGGCUGCUGUCACUGAAGCGAGGGCAAGCGACGUGCCUGGCGGCGCAAGUGGCGGUGUCGAGUGCGUUCCAGUGCUCACGCCAGCGUGCAUUGCGCGUGCACAUGUCCUCAUUCACGGCGAGCAAGGAGCGAUGGUGCCGCACCGUGACAACGCUGACGCGAAGGAGAGUGGCAAACGCGAGGACUGUGCGGUGCGUGAGCAGGAGCAGUGGGGACCUGCACAGCGGGGCGUGCGUGACGUUUAUCAUCGCUGUUUGGAGGACAUGAAGCGACGGACGCGCCAGUAUGCACGCAAGCAGACGCAGUGGAUCACGAACCGCUUCUGUCGGGAGCGGCCUGGGCUGUAUGUGUACAAGCUGGAUGGGACUGAUGUUGGACGGUGGCACGAGACGGUGAUGGAGCCUGCAAUGGUGGUGUUGCUACAGUACCGCGCGUCAGGGGAGCCACCGCCUGGCGUGUCACUGCAGCAGCACAUGUCGGAUGCAGCCCGCCUCAAAGCAUGGACCAAGCACCACUGCGACCGCUGCAACCAGACCCUGAAUGGCGAUCAUGAAUGGCAGGUGCAUUUGAAGUCGCGCAAGCAUCGCAAACGUGGUGGCAAGAAGAAGAAGCUCUACCCACAAACAGGACACCAACCACCACAACCAUGACACGACAACAAACGACAACAUCCAAACCACUGAUGAGUCAUCACGUUGUGUGGAGUGCCGACAAGUUAUGGAAGACAUUAAUAAAACGCUUCGUCAGCAU
Salpingoeca rosetta is the source of this 2205-nucleotide messenger RNA. RefSeq names its product tRNA isopentenylpyrophosphate transferase isoform 4. The transcript is spliced from 7 exons. Gene Ontology annotation, cellular component: mitochondrion. Lineage: Eukaryota; Choanoflagellata; Craspedida; Salpingoecidae. The record is from RefSeq and is a predicted model, not a curated record. Bases 87 to 2105 code for a protein of 672 amino acids. Gene Ontology annotation, molecular function: tRNA dimethylallyltransferase activity. Gene Ontology annotation, biological process: tRNA modification.